AUGUCUCUGCCCGGCCACCUCCUGCCCGCCUUGGUCCUGCUCCUGGCAAGGUCCCCGGGCUGGGCCUGGGUCCCCAGCCGCUGCAGAGCCCCCCGCGAGGCCGUGUGCAACUUCGUGUGUGACUGCAGGGGCUGCCCUGACGAGGCCCAGUGCGGUUACCACGGGGCCUCACCCACCCUGGGCGCCCCCUUCGCCUGCGACUUCGAGCAGGACUCCUGUGGCUGGCGGGACAUCAGCACCUCAGGCUACAGCUGGCUCCGAGACAGGGCAGGGGCCGCGCCAGAGGGUCCAGGGCCGCGCUCGGACCACACUCUGGGCACUGACCUCGGCUGGUACGCGGCUGCUGGCACACACCGUGGGAGACAGGCAGCCACUGCAGUGCUGCGCUCCCCCACCCUGCACGAGGCGGCCCCCUCCUGCGAGCUGAGCCUCUGGUACCACGUGGCCUCUGGAGGUGUGGCCGAGCUGCGGCUGGAGCUGACCCACGGUGCGGAGACACUGACCCUGUGGCAGAGCUCGGGGCCCUGGGUCCCAGGCUGGCAGGAGCUGGUGGUGCCCACCGGCCGCAUCCAGGGUGACUUCAGGGUGACCUUUUCUGCCACCCGAAACGCCACCCGCAGGGGUGCUGUGGCCUUGGACGACGUGGUCUUCUGGAGCUGUGGGCUGCCCACCCCGCAGGCGCACUGCCCCCUGGGGCAUCACCAUUGCCAGAACAAGGCCUGCGUGGAACCCCACCAGCUGUGCGACGGAGAGGACAACUGCGGGGACCGUUCAGAUGAGGACACGCCCACCUGCAACCACCACAUGACCACCGAUUUUGAGAGGGGCCUGGGCCUGUGGAACCACUCAGAGGGCUGGGCCCGGAACCGCAGUGCGGGCGGCCCACAGCACCCCGCCUGGCCGCACCGUGACCACAGCCGGAACAGCGCACAGGGCUCCUUCCUGGUGUCCGUGGCCGAGCCCAGCGCCCCAGCCAUCCUCUCCAGCCCCGAGUUCCAGGCCUCGGCCCCCCGGAACUGCUCGCUCACCUUCUAUCACUACCUGCACGGGUCCGAGGCCGGCUGCCUCCAGGUGUUCCUGCAGACGCGGAGCCCUGGCGCCCCCCAGGCCGCUGUCCUGCUGCGCAGGCGCCACGGGGAACUGGGGGCCGCCUGGGUCCGAGACCGCGUUGACAUCCAGAGCAAGCACCCCUUUCGGAUCCUCCUGGCCGGGCAGACGGGCCCGGGGGGCGUCGUGGGCCUGGAUGACCUCAUCCUGUCUGACCACUGCAAACCAGUCCCAGAGGUGGCUGGCCCAACUCCUGGGCUCUGGGCUCCAGGUCCCCGGUCCCAGCUGUCCAGCCUGCAGCCCUGGAAUUUCUGCGAGCCCGGACAUCUCUUUUGUGGGGACCUGUGUGUCCCCCCCGAGCAGCUGUGUGACUUCCAGCAGCAGUGCCCUGGGGGCGAGGACGAGCAGGAAUGCGGCACCACGGACUUCGAGUCCCCCUCGGCCGGGGGCUGGGAGGAUGCCAGCGUGGGGCGGCUGCAGUGGGUGCGUCUCCCGGCCCAGGACAGCGGGAGCCCUGGCACGGACGCCAGCGGGGCCGCUGGGCACUUCCUGUCUGUGCAGAGGGCCUGGGGGCAGCUGGCAGAGCAGGCCCGCGUCCUCACACCCACCCUGGGCCCCUCUGGCCCCCGCUGUGAACUCCACAUGGCUUACUAUUUUCAGAGUCACCCCCAAGAGAUCUCCUGUAACUUUGAGCGGGGCACCUGCGGCUGGCACACUGGCCACCUCACAGAUGCCCACUGGCACCGGGUCGAGAGCCGUGGCCCUGGGUACGACCACACCACGGGCCAAGGUGAGGCGGGGCGCCCUGACCCAGGGGCAGCUCUCAGACUCGGAGCGGCCUCUCGUACCCUGGGGGCCUCCCAGACCGGACUCCCAGGGGGCAGAGGGGAGCGCUGGGCUGAGUGUCCCCAGCCUGGCGUCUCUGCGGCUCAGCCCCAUGGCCCGCCUGCAGGCCACUUCAUGCUCCUAGACCCCACGGAACCCCCAGCCCAGGGCCCCGGUGCCCACCUGCUCACCUGGCCCCAGACACCCGCGGCCGCUCAGGAGUGCCUCUCCUUCUGGUACCACCUCUACGGGCCCCAGACCGGGACUCUGCGCCUGGCGAUGAGGCGAGAAGGGGAGAGAGAAAGGCACCUGUGGUCGCGGUCUGGCACCCACGGCAACCGCUGGCAUGAGGCCCAGGCCACCCUCCACCACCCGCAGGACUCCAGCGCCAAGUAUCAGCUGCUGUUCGAGGGCCUCCGGGACGGGUACCACGGCACCAUGGCGCUGGACGACGUGGCUGUGCGGCCCGGGCCCUGCUGGGCCCCCAAGCGCUGCUCCUUUGAGGACUCGGCCUGCGGCUUCUCCACGGGGGGCCGGGGCCUCUGGACACGCCAGGCCAACGCCACGGGCCAGGCGGCCUGGGGCCCCCCUGCAGACCACACCACAGAGACGGCUCAGGGGCACUACAUGGUGGUGGACAUGAGCCCGCAGGCCCUGCCCCGUGGCCACGUGGCUUCCCUGAUCUCGGAGGAGCACAGGCCCCUGGCCCAGGCCGCCUGCCUGACCUUCUGGUACCACCUGAGCCUCCACAACCCAGGCACCCUGAGGGUCCACGUGGAGAAGGCCGAGAGGAGGCAGCUACUCAGCAUCAGCACCCACGGAGGGUUUGCUUGGCGCCUGGGCAGCGUGGACUUGCAGGCUGAGCGGGCCUGGAGGGUGGUGUUUGAGGCCGUGGCCGCCGGCGUGGAGCGCUCCUACGUCGCGCUGGAUGACCUGCUCCUGCAGGACGGGCCCUGCCCUCCGCCAGCUUCCUGUGACUUUGAGGCUGGUCUGUGUGGCUGGAGCCAUCUGCCCUGGCCUGGCCUGGGCGGGUACAGCUGGGACUGGAGCAGUGGAGCCGCGCCCUCCCGCUACCCCCAGCCCCCUGUGGACCACACCCUGGGCACAGAGGCAGGCCACUUUGCUCUCUUCGAAACGGCCGUGCUGGGCCCGGGGGGCCGAGCGGCCUGGCUGCGCAGCCAGCCACUGCCCGCCACCGAGGCCUCCUGCCUUCGCUUCUGGUACCACAUGGGCUUUCCUGAGCAUUUCUACAAGGGCGAGCUGAGGGUACUCCUGAGCAGCGCCCGGGGUCAGCUGGCCGUGUGGGGCGCGGGCGGGCGCCUGCGGCACCAGUGGCUGGAAGGCCAGGUGGAAGUGGCCAGCACCGAGGAGUUCCAGAUUGUGUUUGAAGCCACUCUGGGCGGCCAGCCGGCCCUGGGGCCCAUUGCCCUGGAUGACGUUGAGUACCUGGCCGGGCAACGCUGCCAGCUGCCUACACCCAGCCAGGGAGACACAGCAGUGGCCACGUCGGUGCCAGCUGCGGUCGGCGGCACCCUCCUCCUCCUCGUGCUGCUAGCGCUGCUUGGACUUGCGGGACGGCGCUGGCUGCAGAAGAAGGGGGGCUGCCCCUCCUGGGGCGAGAUGGACGCCAUGGCCCCCAGCUUUGACAACAUUCUCUUCAACGCGGACCAUGUCACCCUGCCAGCAUCGGUCACCAACGACCAGUAGAAGACGCGGAGAAGACCCUGGCUCCUCACCUGAGCUCCCCCCCUUCCUCAGCAACCUGGCCCAG
Molecule: messenger RNA, 3643 nt
Organism: Balaenoptera acutorostrata (minke whale)
Lineage: Eukaryota; Metazoa; Chordata; Mammalia; Artiodactyla; Balaenopteridae
Gene: MAMDC4
Product: MAM domain containing 4
Exons: 26
Coding region: 1-3579 (1192 amino acids)
Cellular component (GO): membrane
Molecular function (GO): protein binding
Source: RefSeq, a predicted model, not a curated record